This is a messenger RNA of Nannospalax galili (Upper Galilee mountains blind mole rat), 1476 nucleotides long. RefSeq names its product myeloid leukemia factor 2 (gene Mlf2). Gene Ontology annotation, biological process: regulation of DNA-templated transcription. Gene Ontology annotation, cellular component: cytoplasm; nucleus. Lineage: Eukaryota; Metazoa; Chordata; Mammalia; Rodentia; Spalacidae. The record is from RefSeq and is a predicted model, not a curated record. The transcript has 9 exons. The coding region runs from base 166 to 909 and encodes 247 amino acids.
GGCAGCUGAGGGAGGAGGCGGUGCGGGAGGUCGUGAAGCUCCUGCCCUGACCAAUCCAAGCGUCCCGGGCCGUGACCCUGCUCCUGCAGCGCCCUGAGAAGCGAAACCGGCCGGAUGGGCCGCUGAGUCGGGGACCGCGUGGAGCCCCCUGGAGCAGAGAUCACGAUGUUCCGCUUCAUGAGGGACGUGGAGCCGGAGGAUCCCAUGUUCCUGAUGGACCCCUUCGCCAUUCACCGGCAGCAUAUGAGCCGCAUGUUGUCAGGUGGCUUUGGAUACAGCCCCUUCCUUAGCAUCACAGAUGGCAACAUGCCAGCAACUAGGCCCACCAGCCGCAGGAUGCAGGCCGGGGCUGUUUCUCCCUUUGGGAUGUUGGGAAUGUCUGGUGGCUUCAUGGACAUGUUUGGAAUGAUGAAUGACAUGAUUGGGAACAUGGAACACAUGACAGCUGGAGGCAACUGCCAGACCUUUUCUUCCUCUACUGUCAUCUCCUACUCCAAUACUGGGGAUGGCGCCCCCAAGGUUUACCAGGAGACAUCUGAGAUGCGCUCUGCCCCAGGGGGGAUCCGAGAGACACGGAGGACUGUCCGGGACUCAGACAGUGGGCUAGAACAGAUGUCCAUUGGGCAUCACAUCCGGGACAGGGCUCACAUCCUCCAGCGCUCCCGAAACCACCGCACAGGGGACCAGGAGGAACGGCAGGACUACAUCAACCUGGAUGAAAGCGAAGCAGCAGCAUUUGAUGAUGAGUGGCGGAGGGAGACGUCCCGAUUCCGGCAGCAGCGCCCUCUGGAAUUUCGACGGCAUGAGGCAUCCGUGGGUGGCGGUCGGAGGGCCGAGGGGCCUCCCCGCCUGGCUAUCCAGGGACCUGAGGACUCCCCCUCUCGACAGUCCCGUCGCUAUGACUGGUGAAGGUCCUAAGCUCUCAGCCUCUCUUGUACAGGCUGAGAGGCUGAGACAUCAUCCCUUGAAAUAACUUCCUUUCCAACUUCCAUCCCCAAUUUAAUAUUAAAUUAACAGGCAAGCUGACCCCCACCUCUCCCUGGGGGUCUCAGGGAGAGCCUUUCACUGCCCCUUGACCUACUUUUUCUGUCAUUUGUCCCCUUACAUGAUGACUCCACUUGUCCUGUAUCCACUAACUUGAGUUUUCAUUUGCUGCUCCAUCUCCAAGCCUCCUCAUCUUCCCCUUGAGCCCCUGCCACACAUUGAAGGGUCUUUUGGGGCAAGCUCUGGGUUAGGGACCUCUAUCCCUCAGCUCCCCUGGACCCUUGCCCACCUCUUCCUCAGAGCCCCCACUGCAGGUGCCAUAGUCCUGUCUGGGCUGUGGAGAGAGUGGACUGGUUCCCAACUCUUUCUCCCUUCUCCCACCUCCACACGUCACAAAAGAAAUCUUUCCUAUACCCUUCUCUGCCUUUAUUUUUUGAUUUGUGCAACUUGUAACUAGGUGUUUAUGGAAUAAAGGAGAAUGGAAAGAAAAAA